Messenger RNA from Aureobasidium subglaciale EXF-2481, 1101 nucleotides. RefSeq lists its product as uncharacterized. The transcript has 4 exons. The record is from RefSeq and is a predicted model, not a curated record. NCBI's taxonomy places the organism in Eukaryota, Fungi, Ascomycota, Dothideomycetes, Dothideales, Saccotheciaceae. Bases 1 to 1101 code for a protein of 366 amino acids.
AUGGUCAAUAUUACAAACGUCAACUUGCUGAGUCUGGCGACGAGCAUUCCGUAUGCGCAGGAGCUGUAUGCUGUUGCUAAUGCAUCGACGGACUAUGUCUCUUUCUUAUCAUACAACGAAUCUUUCGUCACCGAUAUUCUAGGACCCAAUGUCUCGCAGCAAUUGGUCGGCGAGUACAAUGACUAUCAACCGUUCCACGAAAGUGGCGUGUAUAAUAUUGCAACUGGCAAGCUCUAUGCUACAAGCAACUGGCAAUUCAACUUCAGCAAUCCGAUCAAUGUUACCGCCAUUGAUAUCAGCGGCAACAACAGCAUUGAGUCUAUUCGCUACGAGCAGUUGGCAGAGGCCAAUGGUGCAUCUGCAUUCUACCCCGUAGGCACACCUUGGAACAGCAGCAAAGGCCAACAAAUCGUCUUCUGCGACGAAGGCGAUUUGGUCAACCCUGCCCAAUUGGUCCUCGUAGAUCCAGCAACCAACAAGAGUCAAGUCCUGCUCAACAACUUCCUCGGCCGCAACUUUACUUCCAUCAACGAUGUUAAGCAGCAUCCCGUGACUGGUGAUCUCUGGUUCACAGACGUCCCAUACGGAUACUGGCAAUACUUCCGCCCUGCUCCUGUCAUCAAGUACCAAGCCUACCGCUUUGAGCCCAAAACUGGUGUGGUACAAGCAGUUGCUGAUGAUGCAGUUGCACCCAAUGGUAUUGAGCUGUCGCCUGACUUCAAGCAUGUGUAUAUCACCGAUACGGCUGUUCACACUUUCCCUAACAAGGAUAACUUGACUAUGCCUUCGACAAUUUACCGCUACGAUAUCACUGCUGAUGGCAAGAGAUUGGAGAACAAGCAGUUGUUUGCUUACUCUGAUAUCGGCCUUCCUGAUGGUAUUCAUUGCGAUACUAUGGGUAAUGUGUAUGCUGGUUGUGGAGACGGUGUUCAUGUAUGGAACCCUGAAGGUGUCUUGCUCGGUAUCUUCGCAGUCAGUGGUGGAGCUGCAAACUUUGCUUUCGUGCCUGAUGGCAUGUAUAUCUUCAACGAGCACAAGUUGUUCAAGGUUACGCUGCAAGCUGAGGGUCGUGAGGUCAAGAGAGACUUUGGAUUGUACUAA